AGCUUUACCGUGCCAAAAAAUCAAAGCGAUUCGUUUAUUAUGAGGCCGAUUAUUCCUUCCGACCGGUCCAAAAUGCAUUCAAUUUUGGAUAAGGGAGAAAUAUCAUCAGGAUCGCUUUUCAUGCGCUUUACGACAGCUAAAAAGACAUUUACAGAGAAAGAGCUAGAUUACUUUACGCGUCUUAACUACACGAGCCACAACGGCCUGGGUGUAAUCCUAGACAAGCCUGGUUUCCAGGGCGUUGGCACGGCGCGCUACUUUGUUGAUGAUGAUGAUCCCACGACUGCGGAGUGGGCAGUGACGGUAAUCGACCAAUUCCAGAGCCAAGGGAUCGGCGUAACGCUCUUCUAUGCAAUCUGCAUGCUCGCCGAAAUCAACGGCAUCCAACACCUCAAAGCCGUGAUCAACCCGGACAACACCGCCGUUCUGAACUGGAUGACGCAGUGCCACAGCCGCGAAGUCUACGAAGAGGAAUCUUUAUUUUAUGUUAUCGACCUCCCGAUUCCCGCGGAUUUCUUCCGCGCGAAGGAGCUGGGGGAGCGGAUUCGGUGCGCGUUGAGCGGGAAAGGAAGCAUGGACAACGUGACGACGUUCGCGACGCGCUUGGAGCUGAAGGAGUUUUAUGACAUCGUGGAGGCGAAGGAUAGCGAUACGGAGGAUUUUACGGUCACGUGCAGCAGUUAUGACUCGGACUCGCGAUCGAGAAAGUUCACGUCGAAUAAUCAUCUGCUGUGCGAUAUGAUGGACGAGAUUUCGAUUUCGUCGUGGUCCGAUUCGAUGGACGACUUUGAAUUCGAUUUGUAG
This is a messenger RNA of Blastocystis hominis, 804 nucleotides long. RefSeq lists its product as hypothetical. The transcript has 6 exons. Gene Ontology annotation, molecular function: acyltransferase activity, transferring groups other than amino-acyl groups. Lineage: Eukaryota; Bigyra; Opalinata; Blastocystidae. Bases 40 to 804 code for a protein of 254 amino acids. The record is from RefSeq and is a predicted model, not a curated record.